This is a messenger RNA of Fraxinus pennsylvanica, 909 nucleotides long. The record is from the annotation of a GenBank genome assembly. Lineage: Eukaryota; Viridiplantae; Streptophyta; Magnoliopsida; Lamiales; Oleaceae.
AUGUCUUCUGAAUUAUUUGUAUUUGAUAACUCAUUUUUCUGCGAGUCAUUUUCCCCAUUAACAGAUUCUCCCAUUUACCCCGAUAACCAUGAAAUUCUUCAAGAAAAUCCCAACAUUUUGAUGCAAGAAAAUAGCCUACUAUUUUAUGAAACCAAUAGUUUAGACCAAAUUUCCCCUACCCUUCUUUCUUCUUCUCCUUCAAGUACUGUUAAUCUUGAGAAUCUUUCACUAUCCCAUUUGGGAAAUGGGGAGUACUCUGUGAAGAUAGAGGAGUGCCCUAUCCCUUUGGUGGACAGUUUCGGAAAUUCAGUUAUGGGCCUUAUGGCACAGAGUUAUGAGGAGGAGUUCAUGCAAAGGAGUUAUGGCAGUAAAUCUUUUGAUGGGAAUCCGAAUUUACCGUUUUACCCUCCUGGAUUUGAUGGCAUGGAGAGUCGAAGUUUGCAAAAACAAGCUUUGACACCAGAAAGUGGCUUUUCUUAUAGUCAAAUCAGAAGGGUUUGCAGCACUGGAGAUUUACAAAAGAUGAAAACAGACAUGCAAACAAGAAAUGUGUUGUCCUCAAGUCCAUUGUCCACAGAGAGGUCAUUCAUGGAGGAACCAAAUUUUAAAGUUGGGAGAUACAGUGCAGAAGAGAGAAAAGAGAGAAUUCAUAGGUACAGGGCAAAGAGGACACAAAGAAACUUCAAUAAGACAAUUAAGUAUGCUUGUCGUAAGAUACUAGCAGAUAAUCGACCAAGGGUACGUGGCAGAUUUACGAGGAAUGACGAUUGUGGAGAGAUUUCUAAAGCAUCAAUGUUUAAUAGAUCAUAUGAAGAUGACGAUGAUCUUUGGCUUGAUGGAUUUCUUGAAGAAGAAGAUGAAGGAAUUAUCGGGGGAGGCUCGUUUCUCGACAAAUUCGAUUCAACAUAG